This is a messenger RNA of Phyllotreta striolata, 216 nucleotides long. Lineage: Eukaryota; Metazoa; Arthropoda; Insecta; Coleoptera; Chrysomelidae. The record is from the annotation of a GenBank genome assembly.
AUGAACGCCAAAUUGUGGUUUGUGUGGUGCUUCUCCGUCCUAGCAGCGAUAUGUGGAGUUAACGCAGGAGGUCACGGUGGUCACCACGUGAAAAUAAUCAUCCCCGAGCACAUUCAUACGGUUAAACACACGCACACAGUGUACAAAACUAUUCACCACCAUAAGAAAAGCGAUGAUCACCACAGUCACGGAGGAGUUCCUUUCCAUUGGCACUGA